CAAAGCAAGAAUGAAUUAACACACAUAAGAGGUUGCAUUAAUUUUUAUAAUAUCUUUAAACGUAAAAUAAAUUCAAAGAGACGAAAUAGUCAUUCAUACACUUAAGUGAAAUGUCUUCAACGCUUUUUGCGCAAUAUUUCAAGCGUAGGUUUUGUGAACGUUUAAAGCACGAUUUAAAUUUGCGCGCAAAUCUCAAACAUCAUCGCUUCCAUGGCAACAAGAAAACACUCGCAUGUUUCACUGAAACUAAAGAAGCGACGAAAACUUCAAUGGCUCCGAAAAAGAAGGGAAAGAAUGGCGAUGAUAAAUCAAAACAAAAAGAAAACAUGGCGUCUGAGAAGAAAAAAUCUGGAGAAUUAACAGAAGGUGACAAAAGGUUUUAUCAAGCUCAAAUACGAGAUUUGGAAGAGCGACUGGGAAGCCCUAAUAAGGACAGGGUAAAGCAAGAAGUAAAACAACGUUUAGAUGAAGAAAAAGAAAAAUUCCAGCGGGAUGCGUAUCAGAAGAUGCCGGAGACAAUGAUGAGAGCCAUGCAGGAGAAUCGGUUUCUGGCAGCUCGUCUCAAACAACUCAAACACCAGAAUGAAGAACUGUUGAAGGAAAAUGAUGCUGUGAAAGCCAAAGGAAAGCAACUUAAAAUAGAAAACAAAACCUCGGAAUCUCUUCUGCAUGAGAUAACUGUGAAGAAUGUCAAAAAUCAAAAGGUGAUCCAGCAGCUGACAGAAAAGUGCAAGCAAAUGCAAACCGAACUAGAAAAAUACGUCAAACUUCAAAUGAAGCACCAAAAGCUUCUGGAAAAUCAGUCGACGGUAUGCACAGAGCUUGAUGUUCUCAGACAGAAUCAUGCAGCAGUUACAGAGAUGCUUCAACAAACGAAAGCUGAAGUGGAGAGCCAGAGAAAAGAUCUUGAGGAGGAGAGAAGACUUGGAGGACAGCUGAAGACGGUUCUUCGGGAAGCAGCCAUAGCUUUAAAAGAGGCCCUGAGGGAGGUCCCUGAAAAGGACGACUCUGAGGUUUCGGCUAUUGUCAGACGUCAUCAGAUGAUGCAGAGUCUCCUGGCUGUGCUGGAAACGGCUGUAGCUGUUGGGGAAGGUCCAGCUCUUGUUGAAUUCAUUCCAGCGAUGGGAUCUACAAAAUCACCAAACGUUGAAAGAUCGAGUGAACUUCUUAGGCAGAAAUCCACCAAUCGCCUUUCUCACUACAAACCUGGAGAUCUGGGAUUGGUCCCUCGCAAAACACAAGCCACCUCAUCUAAGAUGGGACAUAAUAAAUAAGGGUACAGCCUUUAGUACAAUUAAA
Molecule: messenger RNA, 1299 nt
Organism: Misgurnus anguillicaudatus (oriental weatherfish)
Lineage: Eukaryota; Metazoa; Chordata; Actinopteri; Cypriniformes; Cobitidae
Product: cilia- and flagella-associated protein 157
Biological process (GO): sperm axoneme assembly
Cellular component (GO): cilium; ciliary basal body
Molecular function (GO): microtubule binding
Source: RefSeq, a predicted model, not a curated record